Messenger RNA from Chaetura pelagica (chimney swift), 1593 nucleotides. It is a transcript of the gene GNA11, whose product is annotated as guanine nucleotide binding protein (G protein), alpha 11 (Gq class). The record is from RefSeq and is a predicted model, not a curated record. The coding region runs from base 51 to 956 and encodes 301 amino acids. Gene Ontology annotation, biological process: action potential; adenylate cyclase-modulating G protein-coupled receptor signaling pathway; phospholipase C-activating dopamine receptor signaling pathway. The transcript has 8 exons. Gene Ontology annotation, molecular function: G-protein beta/gamma-subunit complex binding; guanyl nucleotide binding; G protein-coupled receptor binding. Gene Ontology annotation, cellular component: heterotrimeric G-protein complex. NCBI's taxonomy places the organism in Eukaryota, Metazoa, Chordata, Aves, Apodiformes, Apodidae.
UGCUGCUGCUGGGCACUGGGGAGAGUGGGAAAAGCACAUUCAUUAAGCAAAUGCGUAUAAUUCAUGGCUCAGGCUACUCUGAAGAGGACAAAAAAGGCUUCACCAAGCUGGUGUACCAAAACAUCUUCACUGCCAUGCAGUCUAUGAUCAGGGCAAUGGAAACCCUGAAGAUUCUGUACAAAUAUGAACAGAACAAGGCCAAUGCAGUGCUGAUCCGGGAAGUGGAUGUAGAGAAGGUUAUGACAUUUGAGCAGCCAUAUGUAAGUGCAAUUAAAACACUGUGGAACGACCCUGGAAUACAAGAGUGUUAUGACAGGAGAAGAGAAUAUCAGCUUUCUGACUCAGCUAAAUACUACCUUAGCGACGUGGAUCGUAUCGCUACCCCAGGAUAUCUACCAACUCAGCAAGAUGUGCUACGGGUUAGAGUUCCUACAACUGGUAUCAUAGAGUACCCCUUUGACCUAGAGAAUAUUAUCUUCAGAAUGGUGGAUGUUGGAGGUCAAAGAUCAGAACGAAGGAAGUGGAUCCAUUGCUUUGAAAAUGUGACCUCCAUCAUGUUUUUAGUAGCACUUAGUGAAUACGACCAAGUUCUGGUGGAAUCUGAUAACGAGAACCGGAUGGAGGAGAGUAAAGCUCUCUUUCGGACCAUUAUCACUUAUCCAUGGUUCCAAAACUCUUCUGUUAUCCUCUUUCUCAACAAGAAAGAUCUGUUGGAAGACAAGAUCCUCUAUUCCCAUCUUGUUGACUAUUUCCCGGAGUUUGAUGGCCCACAGAGGGAUGCACAGGCAGCCCGUGAGUUCAUUCUCAAGAUGUUUGUGGAUUUAAAUCCAGACAGCGACAAAAUCAUCUAUUCCCACUUCACAUGUGCCACAGACACAGAAAACAUCCGUUUCGUCUUUGCAGCUGUCAAGGACACCAUCCUACAGCUCAACCUGAAGGAGUACAACCUGGUUUGACCUGCUCUGCUCUUGGCCCCUUGAGUAGCUUCAUUGUGAAGAAAAGAGAAAAAAAAAAAAGAAAUUUUAAAUAUGACAGGAAAAAAAGUUUUAAUUUUUGAUGAUGUAAUGAUUGCAAAUUGUCUGAUCUGUGGAGUGGCAAGUGCUCAGUGUUAUCCUGGAGUCUCAUGUCUCUGUCCACAGAGUAGUUGAUUUCGUAUUUUUAACAAAUUGCUUUUAUUUCACAGUUAACGGGGAUAUGCCUCAUGUCUUCAGCACCUUGCUUACUUCUUAAUUUUUGCCAAAUAGCUAAGGCAGUCUCAUCUUUAGCUUUCCUUUGUUGCUUAGCCACUUUUUUCCCCCCCUUUUCAUUCCCAUGGUAUAUAUAGAAAAAAAUAACUUUCCAGCUGAGAUUGUGAAUUCACUGGACUGUGGGAGUGCAGAAUGCUACUGGUCCCUUUGCCGUGUGCUGUGGGGGUGCCUCUGGUGUAAUUUGCUAACCCUGCUUGCUUUUUAUUUCCCCCCUGCCCACCCCCUGCUUUCCCUUCCCCAGGACAUGCUCCAUGGUUCACUGUGAUGAAAUGUUGGGGAGGAGCAAUUGCUUUCCAACUGUUGUGCAAAAAAAAAAAAAAGGAAAAAGGCAAAACAAAACAAAAAA